Lasiosphaeria miniovina is the source of this 2856-nucleotide messenger RNA. RefSeq lists its product as uncharacterized. The transcript has a single exon. The record is from RefSeq and is a predicted model, not a curated record. Bases 1 to 2856 code for a protein of 951 amino acids. Gene Ontology annotation, cellular component: microtubule organizing center. Lineage: Eukaryota; Fungi; Ascomycota; Sordariomycetes; Sordariales; Lasiosphaeriaceae.
AUGAGCAACAACAGCUCGUCCUCAUCGCAAGUUGCCCCUCCGCACGGACACCGAUUCCACCACAACCGGUGCGCCCGAACGCCAACGUCGGAACGAUCCAAAUCACAACUGUCACGCGAGGCCUCGGAGCAAUCCUUGCCCCCCAUGUCAACCUUCCUGCAGGAGCGACUAGAACGGGAGCGCAAGGUCGAGAGCGAGCGCUCAUUAAGCCGGGCGAGCAACGAGGCCAUGAGUGCCUCAGCAGACCUCAGAGCCGUGCAGAGCUCACCCGCCAGAAACAACCCCCCCGAAACCCGGCGGCCUGGGUCGAGUAAUGGCCCCGCAGAGCCUUCCAAGAAGAAGGGCCUCGGGCUCAAGGAGAUGGAACAGACUCUCUCGACGCUACACAAGCAGAACUUCGACCUCAAGCUCGAGCUAUUCCAUCGGCGCGAGAGGCAGAAUGUUCUUGAGGAGCGCGUCGAGAGGCUCGAGACGAUGGAGAGGGAGAAGGCGCAGACCGACGAGAUGAACGACCAAUUGAUACAGGAGCUGGAGAAGCGAGACAAGGCAGUCGAAGAGGCGGUUGCCAUGAUCGUGGUUCUCGAGGCGCGGGUAGAGCAGCUGCUGCGAGAGCGCGAGAUGGUUAGGCAGGUCGAACAGGACGGGCUGUUCUACACGCGGGCAAGCACACCGGUCUCCACCGCCGCACCCUCUAAGUCGAAGAUGCUCGACUUGCCCAACAGUACUAAGGCCCUCAACCGGAUGCCGAGUUUUCUUUCCGACUUCAGCGAGAACACCGAGAACCUGCGCAAUGUCUAUCUUGGCGUGCGUGGAAGCGUACUCAGUCUGCCGCGGAUGACCGAGGACUCGCACGAGGCGGAGCGCGCUGCCCAUAACGGGGUCAGCAGCCCGACCUUGAGUGUUCUCAGCGAGAGCUCGUUCUUGAGCGUGUACGGCCAGAAGAGGCUGGAUGGUAGGUCGUCGCCUCCGCCAGACAGCCCGCCGUCCCUGGACGGUGCCGCUGCGAACCAGCCAACGGUGAUGCCCGGGUCUCCGGCAAUGUCCGCCUCCGCGACGCCAACAAAGCCACGUCGCCAAUCUUCCUCUCGGAGCGCCUCCAGCGGGCUGACCCCAUUCCAGAAUAUUAGCGAUAUCCUGGACAUGGGCGGAUCGCCUCUCCAGCGGCUGGAGAAGCUCGAGCUGACGCUGAACGCGAUGCGCGAGCAAUCGAGACCAUCCACCUCGAAUCCAGAAAAGGACCAGACUCUUUCGGCUCCUGCCCCCCCAAUUCACACGCAGCCCAAAACGAAGCAAGAGAAGCGAGAAGCCUUGCAGAAGGUGCUCACGCAGGGCCACUUGCGCCGGGAACUACACGGGCUACCGCCGACCCCGGACACGAUCUCAACUUCGACGCUGCGCCGCUACCAAAAUUCGGAUGACACUUUGGCAAAGGACCGAAACCUAGUUUAUGAGCGCAGCUACCUCGCCCUUUCGGAGACGACUGCCUCGCAAAGCUCUUUUAGCGAGGGUGGUGGUCAACAAGAUUCGCACAACCCGACUCCACAGUCUGGGACGAUUCCCACCUUUGACAAUCUCAAGCACCUUCCUAACAACGGAGGUCCCUUUGACAGCCACUUUGCCAUGUCUCAGCUCCAACGGCCCCGUUCCGCUAGCGAAACUACAGUGUCGUACCGGCCGGGUAAGAACGGCUGGGACAGCGACAGCUCGGACGAGUUUGUAGAUGGGAUGGAGUCCGUAGUCAGCUUCGACCCCUGGAUGCGGGAGAGCAUGAAACCCAACCAAGCGGGUGCGUUGGACCCAAUGAGCUCAGUGUCCCAGGCUGGCCCGAACAAGAACGGGGGCCGCAUAUCACCCGACCUCUUCUCCUUUCCGAUCAGCACCGACGGCUGGGCCACACACGCUAUGUUCGGUACGCUUGGUGGAGCCGGCUACGUAGGUGCCGGUGGCCAGAGCACUUCUCCCACGCCGAUGGCAGAUGCACUGGAUGCCCUCGGCGAGUCGUUGCCGGCGCCACUGUUUGGCUCUGGUAUUAUGGCCCCGGCCCUUGCGGGCAAUGCCCCCCCGCCGCCUCCCAACAGGCGCUCCAGCCUACAUGCAAAGACUGGAUCGACUUCUGCAUUGGUCAUAACGUCUGGUACCGGCAGCAUCCCGCCAUCGCCUGCACGACCGUCGCCGAUGAGCUCAAAGGUCAAGAAGAGUCCAGCCCGGGGUAGCAGAACCCGCAGUAACAGCAUCGACGCGCGACCGCAUUCUGCUCAACCAGACUUGACAGAAGCAGGUCUGAGGCAGAGCCGGGCUAAGACGGUCCCACCGAAACAGCUGCAUUUGCCUCCACCGCAGCCGCAGGAGCCGCAGGAGAAGUCCCCAUCGCAGACCAUUCCGAAGCAGCGGCACUACCCCCCGACAGCGAGCCAAGCGCCUCGCACCCGGGGAUUUAACAACCUCUUCCGGCGCUCGACCGGAUCGGCAGAGCAACACCAGCUCGCUGCGCCCUCCAGUGCUGCGGCCACCGAGACGUCGUUUAGCAACGUCCCGGCCCCGAUGAUGGGUGCCCCGUCGUGGGGCAAGCGGACCUCUCUUGUAGACGACGAGCGAGCCAGCGCAACGCCGCCUCCGAUCCUCAGGAAUAAGGGUCCUGGGCGAUACGAAAACGACGACGGCGGUGUGCCUCUGGACUCCCCGGGCGGCGGCGGGGUGCUAAUAGGAAACAUUCCCGGGUCAGCGGCGCAGGGUCCCGGCUCCGCAGAAAAUGGGGUGGCCCUAGGUGUCAAUGGCUCCGUCCCCGCUGGCGGAGGCGGCAAGCGCAAGUGGCUGGGUCUUGGCCGGGUGGGUAGCCUGCGCAACCGUGGGGCCUAG